Molecule: messenger RNA, 1038 nt
Organism: Lodderomyces beijingensis
Lineage: Eukaryota; Fungi; Ascomycota; Pichiomycetes; Serinales; Debaryomycetaceae
Source: the annotation of a GenBank genome assembly
AUGAAGAAUUGCAUAAAUUUAAAUGCUUCGAAAUUGGACUUGCUGACGCUAGAAGAAUUGAGGGAUCCGUCGUUGAUUAGCAGAUAUCCACCAUUGUUUCAAAGAAAGUCAACCUAUGUGGAUUUAGGUGUCAAUGCAUUGACCAACCCACUCCCCAGGUCAAGGCUACAGCUGGGCAAUGUUUCGUCUCCGCCAGGGGCAGCAAGAUCGCCCGCUGGGAAUUUGCGGCAAAUAAACACCCAUGUAUACAACACAAUCACCCCGUCAUCAUCCUCGGAAGACGCAUCGGGUGGUGCACAGCACCAGAGCAAACUUAGCCGGUUCCUCAAGUCCCUAUCUCGAACUCACAGGAAAGACGCGAAACAAAACAUGGUCAAGAAAUCCAUCAGUGGGCCGAUUCCUCAGCAGAAACAGCGUUCUCUCAAGCAAAACAAUUUCGAUCCCCCUGGUGCCAACUACAAAAACGCACUAUACCCGGCAAAAAAGAGAUCAAACUCUAUAAAGAUUAAACGCGACGUCUCUGCGUCUUCGUCCUCGUCGGGUGAAUCCCGAUUUCAGUUGGCCUCGACGCCAAUUUCAUUGAGUUCGGGUUUGUAUAAAAAGGGACCAUCGACGAGCUCGGGCCGUAACAAAUUCCACCCCACGUCGCCGAAUGAGCCGCUGUCGGCCAUCAACACAAUAGUCAUACCGCCAGUGGGCUCGAACCACGUGAUUGGAGACCCCGCGCUUUUCUCCAACCCCAUAGUGCAUCCGAAUUUUAGAAGCCAUAAUCUAACUGAGCUCACCACUCACAAUUCCCCAUGCAGCAGACCCGAUGUUUCGUUUGCCCGGUACGACAUGAUGAAUCUCGACAGCAACGCAAUGUCGCCCAUCGACGAUGAAAUCGUGGAAGUGGACUCGGCCCAACACGCCUCAGAUAUCUGCAUCCCCAAUGACGAGUUCAUCCCCAUUUCGUCAUUUUUCUUACCCACGACCAACGAUUCACUAGACAGCUUUUACAGCUGUGGCCAAGCUGGCGAAGCUAAACACACAGGGUAA